GAUGUUAACCCAUUCCAGCCUCCCUCCGGGCUGAUUUGCUGCUUUCUGAGCGUGUGUGUUUGAUUGAGGUUAGCUGGUAGCUUCGCAGAGAUGGCCGCGGACAAGCAGAGCGAAGCUAAACCUUCUCUCACAGAAGAAAAUAAAGAAAAUCUACAUGAAGGAGGUCUGGGUCUCGAAAUUUUGCAAAUCAUCAAGGAGUCCCAGCAGCAGCAUGGCCUCAGACAUGGAGACUACCAAAGAUACAGGGGCUACUGCUCUCGAAGGCUGCGGCGGCUUCGAAAGACUCUUGGCUUCAAAAUGGGCAACAGACACAAGUUUGUUGGAAAGAAAGUCACCGUGGAAAUCCUCUCUGAUAGCAGGUAUCUGUUACUGGUUCUGAUGGAGGCAGAGCGAGCUUGGAGCUACGCCAUGCAGCUGAAGCAGGAGGCCAACACAGAACCGAGGAAGAAAUUCCACCUGCUCGCCCGAUUACGCAAGGCUGCCAAGCACAGCGAGAAGCUGGAGAAGCUCUGCGAGAGCCCGCGCGUUGACGCCAAGACCAAGCUAGAAGCACAGGCCUACACUGCGUACCUGAAUGGGAUGGUUCACUUUGAGCUGCAGGAGUGGAAGCUUGCCAUGGAGGCCUUCAACAAGUGCAAGACCAUCUAUGAGAAACUGGCCAGCGCCUUCACCGAGGAGCUGGCGGUCCUGUAUCGACAGCGUGUGGACGAGAUAUCGCCCAACAUCCGCUACUGUGCUUACAACAUAGGUGACCAGAAUGCCAUCAAUGACUUGAUGCAGAUGAGGCUGACUGGAGGAGGAGGAGGCAUGAUGGCUGAAAAGCUAGAGGUGAUCACUGAUGAGAAGCGGCUGAACAGGAGAACAAUCCUAACGUUGAGAUUGAAGCCUGAAACUCCGCAGCAGCGAUCGUUUUUUAUUUAUUUAUAUAUAAAUGUUUUUUCUGUCCAGGCCGUCAAUGAGGAGACCAAAGAACAUCUGUAUGAGACCCUGCUGGCCGAGUGCAGAGACACCAUCCAGGCUGUGAGAGAGGAGCUGAAGAGCGAGGCGAAACAACGUGAGAGGAGCUCUGAUAAUGAAAGCGGGAAAAUAAGCAACCUUCAGUUCCUGCACAGUUAUCUGACCUACAUCAAGCUGUGCACGUUGGUGAAGAGAAACGAGAGCAUGGCUCACACCCUGCAGGCUAAACUGAAGGAGACCGGGGCUGACGAGAACAAGAGGGGCCCCCGUCCACAAGAUCUGAUCCGGCUCUACGACAUCAUCCUGCAGAGUCUGGCUGAGCUCUCCACCCUGCAGGGACUCGAGGAUGACCACACCUUCCAGAAGGAGGUGUCCCUCAAGACGUUGGUCUACAAGGCCUACAGGUGUUUCUUCAUAGCCCAGUCUUAUGUUCUGGUGAAGAAGUGGAGCGAGGCGCUGGUUCUGUAUGAGAGGGUGCUGAAAUAUGCCAAGGAGGUCCAGUCCAAAGCCAAGAAUCUGAACAAUAGCCUGAAGGAUCUCCCUGAUGUCCAGGAGCUCAUCGCUGAGGUCAACGCUGAGAAGUACUCGCUUCAGGCCGCCGCUAUUCUGGACACUGAUGAAACGCCUGAAGUAAACUCUCAGCAGCAGGUGAAAGACAACAGGCCUCUGUGUGAGCACCUGGACAACUUCCACCUGGACAAGACUCUGGUUGGAAAACACCCCAGUCUGGUCCAGUUCCCGCCCGAGUUCCAGCCCAUCCCCUGCAAGCCUCUGUUCUUCGACCUUGCCCUCAACCACGUGGCCUUCCCACCGCUGGACGACAAGGUGGAGCAAAAGGGCAAAGGCGGCCUGACCGGCUACAUCAAGGGCAUCUUCGGCUUUGGCAGCUAAGCUAAAGCCCCGAACAAGAAGCCAACAAAGGCCCCGCCCCCUCCAAGCUGAUCAAAAACGUGCCUAUUUCUGAAAAUCGGUGGCGUCUGCAGUCUUUAGGAGAGAAUCAAAUCUGCAUCAAGUAGCAAUAUGACCCAUCUCCACCUGGAGCCUGUAAUCCCAUCAGAGCCAGUAAUCUAGUUAGAAGCUUCUAGAUUUAAAGGCUUAAGACUCAAAAUAUUCAGAUUCAACAGAUAAUUGAACAUGAACUUCACUUUCUUAGGUCCUGUAAAGAAUCUGUUUGCAGUUUGAUUUCUUACAUCAGAGACGAUUUCUGCGACUUUUAAAGGAGUUGUUGCUCAAUCAUAGCAUUGAAGGUCUGAAACAGUCCAAGCUAUAAAACUUGAACAUAUCCACUCUGAGCUUCUCUGUUUCCUUGGACACAAUUAUGACUCAGAACCAGGCAGAUUUUCCUCAUAUGCUCUUUAUUGUAGACCUCUAAUUAAACAAAUAUUUUAUCCAACAAAAUGUAUGAGUUUAAAUAUGAAAGAUUUCUUUUUUUCUUUUUAGUAACUUCUGCCGCUUUGCUCCUGAUUCCCUUCUGUCCAUUCAGUUAAGCCCAGACGUAGAUGGAUCUAAUCUAGAGUCGUAUUAAUCAGCUGAUUAUGUUGAACAUUUCAAUUCACGGCCCUUUAGUUCACUUUAUGAAAUAAACUGGUUAUUUGGUUCCUGGCGUCAGUCUGAGGAUCCCGACCGUAAUUAUCAGGGCCGACGCUCCUGCUGUAGUAUUUUUUUUAUCUACAGGAACUGUAGGAACAACGUUAAGCCAUUGAGGAAGGUUUUAUCAGCCUGUCCUUCAUCACACAGCCACACCUCCUGGGUUUAAUGUUUUUACAACAUGAAUAACAUGUCUGGAAGUUCAGCAAUGUUCCAAACAGCUACAGAUUGUUUUGGAAGCAUGGAUAGAACCAGCUAAUCUCACCUGGACCUGGUUUCCUCUGAUGGUUUAGAGGAAUUUUUAAAUGUCCCACAAACACAAACUGCUGUUUUUUUCUUUUAUGGUUUGUAUUUAAGAAUUAAGAUGGACUCAGCUUGGAAGAGUCUCGGUAUCGAUGAUUGUUGGAAACAUCCAUGAAGAUAAUGGAAACUGUUUUCAUCGACUCCUCAGUCCCGUGAUUAAAAUGUAUUGGCACA
Cyprinodon variegatus (sheepshead minnow) is the source of this 3021-nucleotide messenger RNA. RefSeq names its product signal recognition particle 68kDa (gene srp68). Lineage: Eukaryota; Metazoa; Chordata; Actinopteri; Cyprinodontiformes; Cyprinodontidae. Gene Ontology annotation, cellular component: signal recognition particle, endoplasmic reticulum targeting. Gene Ontology annotation, biological process: SRP-dependent cotranslational protein targeting to membrane. The record is from RefSeq and is a predicted model, not a curated record. Bases 91 to 1848 code for a protein of 585 amino acids. Gene Ontology annotation, molecular function: signal recognition particle binding; endoplasmic reticulum signal sequence receptor activity; protein binding. The transcript is spliced from 16 exons.